AUGGAAGAGACCAAAAGAGACACACUCGAGAAACAUGGACCACAUCCUACCGAAAGCGACGGUUGUGACGCAGAUGAGAAAACCGACUACCUUCUGCGAACAUUGGUAAACAUGUAUACACGCUUGCCUACCUCCCCAAUGUGGCAUGGCGCUCCUGCUCAUCUUAUCGUAUAUGCUCGGAAAACGAUCGAACGUGUCGUCAUGGCUCAAAUUCAUGCACUGGCUUUCUAUCCUAAUCUUGAUGCUGAUCGACAUCGUGACGAGUUAUUUUUCAAAUCGUUAGCGAAACUGGCUCGAUCAAUCCAUCCUAGUCAUCCCAUGCUGAAGAUCCCAACUGUGCUUCAUGGUGAAGCACCAUGGCCUUCAGCUCAAGCGGAGAUUAGUGUAAUUAACGCAUACAAAUCUGCGCGGGACAAGCUCUCUUGCGUUGUAAGGUGUUGUGAAACAAUAAGCAACCUGAUUGCAAUGGCGCCAAAUAUGGGAACAGCUGCUGCUGAUGACGUCACUCCCGUUCUCGUUUACGUUAUCAUCCAGGCCAAUCCUCCUUCGUUGCUUUCAAAUGUUCAGUACGUCCAAGGGUUUGGUGGACCACUACUCGAAGGAGCGGAAGGGUACUGGUGGACGCAGUUCACAGCUGCCAUCGAGUUUGUCAAAACUCUUCUAUGA
This is a messenger RNA of Necator americanus (New World hookworm), 666 nucleotides long. RefSeq lists its product as uncharacterized. NCBI's taxonomy places the organism in Eukaryota, Metazoa, Nematoda, Chromadorea, Rhabditida, Ancylostomatidae. The coding region runs from base 1 to 666 and encodes 221 amino acids. Gene Ontology annotation, biological process: vesicle-mediated transport. The record is from RefSeq and is a predicted model, not a curated record. Gene Ontology annotation, molecular function: small GTPase binding; guanyl-nucleotide exchange factor activity. Gene Ontology annotation, cellular component: cytosol; endocytic vesicle. The transcript has 6 exons.